AUGGCGCGCGUCUAUGCGGAUGUCAACGAGCACAUGCCCCGGUCCUACUGGGACUAUGACAGUGUGAACAUUUCCUGGGGUGUUCUGGAGAACUACGAGGUGGUUCGCAAGAUUGGUCGUGGAAAGUACUCCGAAGUCUUCGAGGGCAUUAACGUCGUCAACUACCAGAAAUGCGUCAUCAAGGUCCUCAAGCCGGUUAAGAAGAAGAAGAUCAAGCGUGAGAUCAAGAUCCUCCAGAACUUGGCCGGUGGCCCCAACGUCGUCGCUUUGUUGGACGUGGUUCGCGACAGUCAGAGCAAGACCCCGAGUCUGGUAUUUGAGUAUGUCAACAACACGGAUUUCCGUACCCUGUAUCCUCGGUUCUCCGACUACGAUGUCCGGUACUAUGUCUUCGAGCUCCUGAAGGCCCUGGAUUUCUGCCACAGCAAGGGCAUCAUGCACCGUGAUGUCAAGCCUCACAAUGUCAUGAUCGAUCACGAGAAGCGCAAGCUCCGUCUUAUCGAUUGGGGUCUUGCCGAAUUCUACCACAAGGGCACGGAAUACAACGUCCGCGUCGCUUCGCGGUACUUCAAGGGUCCCGAGCUGCUGGUGGAUUUCCAAGAAUAUGACUACUCCUUGGACAUGUGGUCUCUGGGAGCCAUGUUUGCUUCCAUGAUUUUCCGCAAGGAGCCCUUCUUCCACGGCAACAGCAACUCCGACCAGCUGGUGAAAAUCGCCAAGGUGCUCGGUACCGAGGAGCUGUUCGAGUACUUGGACAGGUAUGAGAUUGAACUGGAUCCUCAAUACGACGAGAUCCUCUCCCGCUUCCCCCGGAAGCCUUGGCCCUCGUUUGUGAAUGCCGAGAACCAGCGCUUCGUCAGCGAUGAAGCGAUUGACUUUUUGGACAAACUUCUCCGAUACGACCAUGCGGAACGUCUUACUGCCCAGGAGGCCAUGGCUCAUCCUUACUUCGCCCCCGUGCGGGCCGCCGAGGCCCAGGCUGCCCGAAACAACACCGCGACCGCAUAA
This is a messenger RNA of Aspergillus sclerotioniger CBS 115572, 1008 nucleotides long. RefSeq names its product casein kinase II subunit alpha/alpha'. The coding region runs from base 1 to 1008 and encodes 335 amino acids. Gene Ontology annotation, cellular component: protein kinase CK2 complex; cytosol; nucleus. The record is from RefSeq and is a predicted model, not a curated record. Gene Ontology annotation, molecular function: protein serine/threonine kinase activity; ATP binding. Gene Ontology annotation, biological process: regulation of transcription by RNA polymerase I; DNA damage response; regulation of transcription by RNA polymerase III. NCBI's taxonomy places the organism in Eukaryota, Fungi, Ascomycota, Eurotiomycetes, Eurotiales, Aspergillaceae. The transcript is spliced from 4 exons.